AUGCACGCGAGCACCGCAUCCACCCCGAGCGUCGUCCGCGCGCGCGGACGCGCCGCGACGACCGCGCGCGCGACCGCCGCGGCGCCCGUCGCGCGCGUCGUCGCGUCGUCCCCCGCGAUCGAAUCCGCCGCGAGGGUCGCCGCGCGCCGCUCUCCCGCCGCGCAUCGCCGCCUCGCGCUCGCGCGGUCGCCGCGACCCGCCGCGCGUCGCGCGACCGUCGCGCGCCGCGCGACGAGCGCCGAGCUCGCACAGCUCGCGCUCGAGCUCGACGAGGAGACGAUCACGACGAUCCUCGCCGCGGGGCUCGGCCUCGCCGCGGGGCUCGGCAUCCCGAUCUUUUUCGUCACCCAGGAGAAACGAGACGAGGCGCGUCUGGAGGAGAUCCGCGAGCUGAACCGCGCGACGCUCAAGGCGACGGGGGAGCAGAUGAGCGAGGAGGAGAUCGCCGAUCUGCGACCGUCGAGGUACUUGGACCGCCGAGAGUUCAAGGACGACGACUGAUCGCUCGAGGGGCUGAAGACCCCACUCGCGGCGACGGUGGAUGGAGAGAGGUCAGGUCGGUUAUCGGUCGGGCGACGACUGGAGAAUUUAAUGGACGGAUCGAAGACAACGUUGAGCUACUACGAAGAGAGCGAGACGAGACGUAGAAGCGAACGUGGGCCCUAACGUGACACGACGCGAACGUUCGCGUU
This is a messenger RNA of Micromonas pusilla CCMP1545, 692 nucleotides long. RefSeq lists its product as uncharacterized. Lineage: Eukaryota; Viridiplantae; Chlorophyta; Mamiellophyceae; Mamiellales; Mamiellaceae. The transcript has a single exon. The coding region runs from base 1 to 501 and encodes 166 amino acids. The record is from RefSeq and is a predicted model, not a curated record.